AUGGAAGCUGAUAGAGUAUCUCACGAUAUUCGAAAUGUCGCUGAGAGAUUGAUCUCACUUGACCCUGAGCAAUAUAACGAUGCUCUCAAUCAAUACUUCGAAGAUAACGUCAACUAUAUCUCUCGCGGUGUAUCUCUUCGAGGUCUCAAUGAAUUCAAGAAAUACUUGAACAUCGGUUCAGCUAUAUCAUUCGACAGUCAUUUGGUCGGUCAACCGUACUACGACGCGAAUAAAAGGGUUGCCAGAUUCGCUUUCUCAAGAACAAUCUACUCCCCAACUGUCCCUCAAUGGGUCCCCCUUGCUGAACCAAUCAACAGAUUCCUCGUCAGACAACACAUUAGACCGGUCUUUGACACCGAAUUGCACCUUGCUAAGAAAGGUCAAGAGACCGACGAUGGUCCACGAUAUGUCAUCAGUCAAGUUGGACCUACUGAAAGACGAGGUGCUACCUUGAUUGAAAAGCUCCUUCCAUACCUCUUACUCCGACCCUUUAUCACAUUUGCUGUUCUUGCUUUCGCCAAUAUUCUUGGUUUCUUCCAAAGACACCCGGUCAACCAGGAGAACCCGGUCAAGAUCACCCUCGCCGCUGUAGCUGAAAGCUGGGCUGGAUGGAGAAAUCAACCUAUCGACCGUGAACAUUAUCCUCGGACCAUCAAACAAGCUCAAGUCUUGAGCGAAAAGAUUGGUCAAGUCGUUACUCAAGCUCUCGAUUUCACUCAACAGACCGCUCAUAACGCUAACGAACGAGCUCGAGAACUUGGCCUUCCCGUUGAUCAGACUCAACACUACAUCGAGCUCGGUCUCAACGCUCCCGGUGCCGCCAUAGUCACCGCUGGUACUGUCGCCGGUAACGUUGCGGCAACCGCUCUCCAAACUGCUGUGGUACUCGAACAAUCCACUAUCAACGCUGUCUCCACCCUUGCACUCAACGCAGUGGGUCUCGCUUCCGGUGCCGUUCAUCUCGUCGAAGGUCAAGCCAAGGAAUUGGGUGUUCCAGUCGACGAGUAUCGCGAGUUGAACUACAAAAGAGCUCAAGAAGUUGGCGAAUUGUUUGGUGUCGUCAAGGCCAAAGCUGAAGAACAAGGUCGCAAAGGUGCUCGAGCUGCUUUACAAGUCGGCGUCGUCGCUGAGCAGGGUGUUCGAGAAAGUGCUCAAGCUGCCGAACGAUUGGCCGAUCGAGGUAUUGAUAAGGUCCGACGAGGCGUUGAACAUGGCGCCGAUGCUACUCAAAGAUACGCCCAAACUGUCAAAGACAACGCUCGCCCAUCCGCCGAUCAUGCCAAAGACAAAUUGGACGUGGUCAUGCCAGAUGAAGUCAGCAAUGACGAGACUUACAUCGCUCGAGUUUCAGCUGAAGGUAUUGAUCCCACUGCACCUCUAGCUCCUUCUUACGCUCAAAUCGCUCACGAUUAA
This is a messenger RNA of Kwoniella shivajii, 1413 nucleotides long. RefSeq lists its product as uncharacterized. Bases 1 to 1413 code for a protein of 470 amino acids. The record is from RefSeq and is a predicted model, not a curated record. Lineage: Eukaryota; Fungi; Basidiomycota; Tremellomycetes; Tremellales; Cryptococcaceae. The transcript is spliced from 7 exons.